AUGUUUGUAAAGACAAGGAAAGGUGGCUCAGGACGCAAGCACAGAGCAGAAGCCGGUGCUCAUGGGAAAUGUAGGCUUUGCUCAACUCAGCAGUCGACUCCUGUAUGUGGAUCUGACGGACACACCUACUCCUCCAAAUGCAAGCUGGAGUUCCAGAGCUGUCUAUCGGGGAAGACUAUUGCUGUUCGGUGUGACGGUCUGUGUCCCUGUUUGCCGGGUCAUGAGCUCCCAAAACGUCAGCACAGAGCAGAGAAGAGGGAGAAGAUGGAGAGAAAAGGCCUCUUCAUCUGA
This is a messenger RNA of Knipowitschia caucasica, 291 nucleotides long. NCBI's taxonomy places the organism in Eukaryota, Metazoa, Chordata, Actinopteri, Gobiiformes, Gobiidae. The record is from the annotation of a GenBank genome assembly.